AUGAGUACAAGUGACAAAAGUAUGCAAUAUGAUAAAGAAUUUGUUAAACGUCCAAAAGAAAGAAAAAAUCAUUUGGCUAGUCGAGUCAAUAAAUUUCAAGAAAUAGUUAAUCAAACUGGUGCACCACCAUCGGCUGAUCAAGCUGAUUUAGCUCAUCGUGGGCAUGAAGUUCGAGAACAAGUUUUAGAAGAAAUGAAACAAUUAUGUCAAAUAAUUCAAAGUAAUGGACAAAAACAAGAAGAUGGAACAAUAACAAUAACAUUUGGUGAUUUAUUUGAAAUUUAUACAAAUGUUUCAGAUAAAUUAGUUGGUAUUUUAUUAAAAGCACGUAAACAUGGUUAUUUAAAAUUUCAAGGCGAAAUGUUAUUACAACAUAGAGAUGAAAAUGUUAUUAUUAAUCUCAUUCGUUUACCGUAA
Rotaria sordida is the source of this 417-nucleotide messenger RNA. The record is from the annotation of a GenBank genome assembly. NCBI's taxonomy places the organism in Eukaryota, Metazoa, Rotifera, Eurotatoria, Philodinida, Philodinidae.